UACUAUUUCUUGCGUCGCAGUCACAUAGAUGCUUAAGUUUUCAAAUGUAACGUACACUUUGUUCGAAGUUGUGUAGGUCGUUAUGAUCGUUAUGUUAGUUUGUGGAUAAGGAGAUGUGAGUUCCAUAAUUACCACGUUGUGCGGUUUUCAAGUGUUAUGUAAACAAUGGCUGCAACUAUUGGAUAUGUGAAUGUAAUCAAAAGAUCAGGGAAGGAAGGAUCACGUUUCCCAGUUACUGAAGAUUGCCUAAUUGGUAGUGGACUUCAUUGUGAAAUUAGAAUUCAUUUAGCUGAUGUUGCUGUAGAGCAUUGUUUAAUUCAGUGCCAGGAAGGGGGAAAGUGCUCACUAAAGAACUUAUGUAAACACAUGCCAACUAAACUAAAUGGUACUGAUGUUACUGAAGUUGCAAUACUGCACCACGGAGACACUAUCAGCGUAUCUGACCGUUUGUUCCGCUGGGAAUAUGAAGAACUACCACAAAUUCCUUCCGUUAUGAAGCCAACUGUGGCACUGCUGCCACGUAAUGUGACAGAUGAUACGGGAUCUUCAAAACGACUGGUGGCUGUUGUAUCACCACAGAUCAGAGAAAGACAGGAAACAUCACAGUCUCUUAGGACGUGGGUACUGCGUAGGUCAGUAGGGAACAGCUUGUCAAGUCGCACCCGGCAUCCUGCUAAGACGGUGGAAGGAAGGCGGAGUACUUCUGUGGUUAAAUUUGGUCCCCAGGAUUCUGAUCAGUCUGCAGUAUCAGAUGACAAGACUCCGCGCUUAGUAAACGUCUCCCGCCGUACCAGUGUUACAAGUUCAGUGAAAAAAUCUCUGCUAAAAGUAACACCACAUGUAAGAAAAUCUGGUGGUGCCUCUACUGUACAACCAAUUUCUUUUGAAACCCCUCACACUGUUACAUCUGUUAUGAGUGACAGUGUUUCUGAUUUGGUGGAAACACCAGUGUCAAAAACAUCACGUGUAAAGAGAUCAAGUAUAUCUUACAGUGUCACACCUCGCUCGCGAAAAUCAGUGCAAAUGGGAAGACUCUCUCACAGUGUGCCAUCUCUAAAAAAGACUCCUAAUGUAGAGGAAACAGUUGCAGUUUCUUCGCCAAGAAGGUCCUACAGGAAGGACCCCUUAGGAGUUUUGUCAAGUGUUAAAUCUGCAAAUGCUACACCAGAUGAGAAGUUUAUUGGAGGGGAGACUCCAGGUGUCUCACAGGUUAAAAUUGGUGCCCAGGAUUCUUAUCAGUCUGCAGUACUGGAUAACAAGACUCCGCACUCAGUAAAUGUCUCCCGCCGUACUAGUAGUAAAAGUUCAGUUAAAAAAUCGCUGCUGAAAGUAACACCAAAUCCGCGAAAAUCUGGUGGUGCAGAACCAACAGCUUGUGAAACACCUCACACGAUUAACUCGGAUAUGCGUGAUAGUGUUUCCGAUUCAGUUGAAACACCAGUGUCAAAAAUAUCACGUGGAAAGAAGUCAAGCAUAUCUUACAGUGUCACUCCUCGCUCGCGAAAAUCAGUGCAGAUUGGAAGACUCUCUCACAGUGUGCCAUCUCUAAAAAAGGCUCCUACUGCAGAGGAAAUAGUUGCAGUUUCUUCACCAAGAAAGUCCUAUAGGAAGGACACCUUAGGAGUUUCCUCAAGUGUUAAAUAUGCAAAUGCUACACCAGAUGGGAAGUUCAUUGGAGGGAAGACUCCAGAUUUCUCACAGGUACAAUCGUUGGGCAAAAGAUCACAAAGGUAUAGCCAAAAAGUUCCUGCUGCAGAUACUUCAGCAACCAUAGUACAGUCUCCAGAUUUAUUCUCGUCAGAUCAGAUGCCCUCCAAUGGAGAAGUGGCACAGCUAAAAGAAUUGCAGAAAUCAUCUACAUCUGCUGUGGCUGAGAGACCCAAAAGAAAAUCAGCUGGACUGCUGCUCGCACACAUUCGUGAAAGUCAGGAAUUGUUUUCUCGUAGCCGUAGAAACUCUACUCCUUCAGCAAAUACUGACAAAAUAAACACCAGGUCAGCAAGAGCUUCAAUGAUUGUGCCUAAGAAAAGUAAACUUUCUUUCACGCCCAUAUCACAGUCAAAAACACCUCGCAAGCUUAAAUCCCUUCGGGCAAUGUCAGCAAAAGCAGCCAAGCGAAGAUUGACUGAUGUAGACCUCUCGGAAAUUGCUGCUAAUAAGCUAAAAGCUAAAUCACCUAAAACUCCAGAUAAGAAGAAAAUGGCAGCUUUGCUUCAGUGUCAUAAGCCUCGAAUGCUCUUUUCAGAAGUUGUGAAGAAAACUCCAGUGAAGAAGAACAUUGUUGCCAAGCUGCCAUCAGUGCCAAUAAGUCGACGUAGAAAGGUGCCCAAGAAACCCAAGGUUCAUACUCCAAGAAAGGCUUCUGUGAAAGGAAUAAAUUCCACCGGGCAUGUUGAUUCACCGGAGACAAUAAUAAUCCAUGGCAAACAGAGUAUGGCCUUGAAAAGAUCAAUUCAAAACAUUAAGGAAGAAAGUGAAUCUCAGAAAAUUACAGCCACAGCUCCCAAGUUUGAAGACACAAAAGAUGUUGAAACUUCAGUUUCAGCCAAAGAGUCAUCUCGUGAAAUGAACACCAGGAAAAGUGUCAGCUUCUCACCAGCACCACAAGUGGUGGCAUUUGCAGCUUCAAGACGAAUAAGUACACGUAAAUCUAUGAAAAUUCCUAAUAUCACAGAAGAGAAUUGUGGUAUGCUUUCGCCAAAUGAGUCGAAUUUUUUGGAGACACUGCCUAACCGAAAGACUAGUAUAUUAAAAAAAUCAUCUUCAGUAGAAACAUGCACAGAACUAAUGGAAAUUGAUAAUAAGUCUUCUGCAAUAACUAAUUUGGAAAGUGUUCAUAAUAGUUCUGUUGUAUCAAGUACUCCUGUCAGAGUUUCAGAAAGGCAGAAAGGUAGAACACCUUCACAGUCACCAAGCACUCCCAAGAUGAAGGUUACGAUGGGAAAAUCUUCAAAGUGUGUGUCCGUAACCAACCAGAGUCCAGAAGCAUUAAAUACAAGCAUUAUGUCACAGGCAAGCAGUACGUUUGAUUUUGACGCUGUCACUACUCCCUGUAUAUCAGUUGAGAAACUAGUUUCACCCUUAAAUACCACCAGUUCAAAAAAACAAAUAAACAGCGAUUCAGCUAAACGUAAUGUAAACAUUUCUGCACAAAAAAUAUUCAAAGAUCUUGUAGCAGAUAAAGUUAUAGACAGCAGUAAAUGGCAUUACCAUGAUACGAAUGCAGCAGCCAGUGCAACUGAUGCCUGCAAUUUGACAGGUUCGGAGUCCUUGGCCAUGUCAUCAAGCAGGAAAAGUGAUCGAAGAUCAGUGUCAUUUCCUGUAAAUCGUUACUCCACAAGGAAAUCACAAGGUAAAAGAAGUUCUGAAGAGGUGUAUGCAUCCUCAAACACAACUGCUUCUGACCUCAAUCAGCAUGAUGUGGCCUCACCGUCCAAAAAAAGAAAAGUAUCAGUUAACACACAAGAAGAGUCAUUUAUAUCUAAAGAUGCAGGUGGCCUUCUUGUAAACAAACUCGAGCAGCUUCCGGGUGUAGCAGUAGCAUCAUCGCCAAAGCUUGACAGAAAUAGUGGAAGGGUUCAUAGAAUAUCUCAGCAGCCAGUGAUUGUUGACUCGAAUGAUAUUGAAGAUGCCAAGAAAGAUUUAAGAUCAUCUAAGAAAUCUUUACCUGAUGAUGCUUUGUUCAGCAAAGGAUAUGUUAAACAGCAGUCUCCCUCUGUUAGACAAAGAAAGUCUACAAUUAAUGAUUUAAGGGAUGUUACAGGUGCCAGAAGACUAUUUGACACUACAAAGAAACAAGGAUCUCCUGCAAAUGAUCUUACUGAUGUGAGAGGUGUAAAACAGCUUUUAAAAACUCCAAAGCAGCAGAAACUGCCAAAGAAUGAUUUGACAGAUGUUAGAGGUGUAAAACAGCUGUUGAAAACUCCAAGAACACGGAAAUCACCACGAAAUGACCUUACUGAUGUAAGAGGUGUGAAAAGACUACUCCGGUCUCCAUUACAUCGUCAGAAAUCACCACAGAAUGAUCUUACAGAUGUGAGGGGGGUGAAAAAGCUUUUCAGAUCUUCAAAAAAACAAAUAUCUCCCAAAAAUGAUCUAACUGAUGUAAGAGGUGUGAAAAAAUUACUUCAGUCUCCAAGGCAACAGAAAUCUCCACAGAAUGAUCUCACUGAUGUGAGAGGUGUGAAAAAAUUGCUUCAGUCUCCGAGGCAACAGAAAUCUCCACAGAAUGAUCUCACUGAUGUGAGAGGUGUGAAAAAAUUGCUUCAGUCUCCAAGGCAACAGAAAUCUCCAAAGAAUGAUCUCACUGAUGUGAGAGGUGUGAAAAAAUUGCUUCAGUCUCCAAGGCAACAGAAAUCUCCAAAGAAUGAUCUCACUGAUAUGAGAGGUGUGAAAAGGUUGCUCCAGUCUCCUAGGCAACAGAAAUCUCCAAAGAAUGAUCUCACUGAUGUGAGAGGUGUGAAAAGGUUGCUCCAGUCUCCUAGGCAACAGAAAUCUCCACAGAAUGAUCUCACCGAUGUGAGAGGUGUGAAAAGGCUACUCCAGUCUCCUAGGCAACAGAAAUCUCCGCAAAAUGAUCUAACUGAUGUGGAAGGUGUGAAAAGAUUACUUCAAUCGCCUAGGCAACAGAAAUCUCUGCAGAAUGAUCUCACUUAUGCAGGAGAUGUGAAAAGGUUAGUUGAACCUGAGUCUCAUAAAAAUACUAACCCACCUCGAACUCGCAGGGGUAAAGUGCAAGUUACUGGUGGAGAUACUAUGGUCUCAGAUGAAAAGCAGCAGAAAUCUGAAACAACAAACAACUUGGAGCAGAGAGACUUACUUAUUAUGUCUAGUGCUGGGCAAACAUCACCUAAUGUUACGAAUUUACCUCAGACACGCAGGACUAGAAAACAAGCUGUUGCUAAGGAAAUGAUUAAUAGCAAUCUUCAGGCUUCAACUGAGAGUACAUCAUCACCUAGGACCCUCAGGGGAAAGAAGAUUACUGUUACAGCUUCAAAGUCAAGUGAAGAGGUGAAAUCUCAAUCUGUUGUGGAAACUGACAUUUCCAUAGAAGUAUGUGAACAAAACAACUUGUUUGUUCAUCCCACCAAGCUUGCUUCAUUAGACGCUGCCUCUUCACCUAGAACUCGCAGGGGCAGAAAACAAAUCGUUAAUAAUAAAAAAGUUGAGGUGGAAUUAGAGCAAUUUCGUGAUGUGUUGCAGAAGCAUGAAGAGGAUGUUUUAAUUAAAACUAGUCAGCUUGUUUCAACUCUCGCUGUUUCUCCACUUAAAACUCGAAGGGGUAAAAAAUAUAUUGAAAAAAGUAAAGAGCAGGAUGAAGAUCUGAAGUCAGUUUCUCAUAGCAGCAAACUUAAACCUGAAGUAGAAACCCACAAAUUGACACAAAUUCAACAAGAAAUGCAGUCUGUUAAUGACAGUGAAACUGCUUCACUAAAAAUACGUGGUGGUAACAGAGGAGAUGUUUCCAAGCAGCAGAGGAACAAAGCUGUAACUUCACUGAGUGGUAAUAACAGCGCAGAAUCAAGAGAGAGUGACACUUUGUCACCCAAGCCUCAACAGAAAAGAGUAAUUUUUGCAGAUGUAUUGCAUGCAUCUUCACCAAGGACACGCAAAGCUAAAAAGCAGGUAGUUAAUGAGGAAUCUGAUAAAAAAGGUGGUUUAAAAGCUGGCGACCAGUUGUUGUCAGAUGAGUGUGACAAACCAGUGGGUAAGCGUCACCAGAGAAAAUUAGUGAAUGCAGAUAGUGUGGAAUGCAGCCCCUCAACUAUUUCUGGCCAGUCCAGAACCCGAAAGGGAAGAAAAUUUCAUACUGCUACUGUGAGUGAGGAGUUGAAAUUACCUUUCAAAUCUCCAAGCCCCCAUAAUUAUAAAACAGAUGGCACAACAGCUAUAGCAGAAUCGGAACAAAGUAAAGUGAGUGACAGUGUAUUCAUCGAUUCUAAUACUAUCAGCCCACUGAAACCAAGGAGAGGUAGGAAAGCUGGAACUGUAACAGUUUCUUCCACUGCGAAUAUGAGAGAGAGAACAGAAAUAAAUAGGAAUCUUGAUAAAAACAUUGCAACAUCUGUUGCUCACACGUUAGACACAGCUCUUGCUGACAACAGCACAUGUGAGGUACCUGUCGUGGCUUCCUCAAAGAGAACAUUACGUGGAAAAAAAGAAAAGGUUACUCAGGUUGCUGUAACCACUGUACCUUCAUCAGAUACAAGUAAAACUGAAGAGAGGAACAGUGUAAAAAGUACAAGAGCAGGUAGAAAACGUGCAGUUAAUUUAGAGAAUGGUUCUCCAGCUGUAAGUAUACAAAUAGGUUCUAGCAAAGAUACAGCUAUUAUUGACAGUCCUCCACCUAAGAGGUCGCGGAGGGUCAGAUUUCGUGGUGACAUGGAAGAAGGGAAG
Schistocerca cancellata (South American locust) is the source of this 6396-nucleotide messenger RNA. Its product is annotated as proliferation marker protein Ki-67-like. Gene Ontology annotation, molecular function: protein binding. The record is from RefSeq and is a predicted model, not a curated record. Gene Ontology annotation, biological process: regulation of mitotic nuclear division; regulation of chromosome segregation. The transcript has 9 exons. The annotation marks the transcript as partial. Gene Ontology annotation, cellular component: nucleus; chromosome. NCBI's taxonomy places the organism in Eukaryota, Metazoa, Arthropoda, Insecta, Orthoptera, Acrididae.